Geodia barretti is the source of this 246-nucleotide messenger RNA. NCBI's taxonomy places the organism in Eukaryota, Metazoa, Porifera, Demospongiae, Tetractinellida, Geodiidae. The record is from the annotation of a GenBank genome assembly.
UUCCGUUUGUGUCUGCAGUUGUUGGAGGUUCACCUCUGGAUCCUCCUCCUUCUUCCCAUGUUCAACCCCAGCCUCAGACUACAAUUCCAUUUGCUGCCAUUACCACUAAUUCUUCAAUUUUUGGUCGAAAUGAUGGGCACGCCACAUACAGCAGCAGCAAUUGGAUACCGAUAUCUAGCCACCAGUUUACUUCACAAGAGUUUGUUGCUGCAUCAUCCACUGAAACCGCCCCCUCACUCUCUCCUA